AUGUACCUGCUGCUCUUCAUAAAUCUUAGUAAUGAUUCUCUCCAGUGUACCGUGAUAUUUGAUAAAUGACAACAGUGCAGUGACAUUUUACGAAGUAAAUUAUUAAGUGUUUUAUUCAAGAUGAAGCUGAUGUUAUUGCUCUUUGGCCUCUCAUUCGUAUUAGUAACGAAUGCUGGAAGAAUACUAGAGUCGAAUAUGAAACUAAAUGAAAACACUGAUAUCGAGCAAAACGAGAAAGACUCGCCUUCUGACCAUAGACGCCAUAAAAGACAAUACGCAAGAUGGUCCUUCGAUCGAGAUUACUCGCCGAGCUCGUAUGACAGAAAUCAAGACGAACAAAUUUCUAUCCUAGGCCAGACGCUUACAUCCUUACACGAAGAAAUAUUACUUAAUGAACGACAGUUGUCUUCAGCCUACGAUAACAUUGGUUAUAUAUUUGGAAGACCACCGGGAGGUCUUUCGCAGGCGAACUACGAUCGACGACCUUGGAACUACUAUCCUAGUACAUAUGACAGGAAGCAAGAUGACGCAAUCGCUGAAUUAGAUAAGAGGAUUACAUUAAUACAAGAAGAACUAUUGUUUCGUAAGCAAAAACCGCAAAACAGUAGUAGUAGUAAGCUAGAGCAAAGAAUUGCCGAAUUAGAAGCGAAAGUCACACAGCUACAACAUCUGGCUGAUCUAGAUAAUGGGACUCGUUUCGGUGAUGACACAGACAUUGAACAGGAAAGGAUAUGGGGAACCGUUGACGAUAACGAUGGAAAUCGGCCUAUUUUGUUAAAGCCUGUUAAACCAAGUCGCACAAUCCCAAAACGACCUGUAGAACAUGGUACAGUACAAGCUGAGGUUACGACCAAGGCACCAAUCGCCAGCCGUGGAGUAUGCCCGGCAGCAAUGUUAAUAUGUUGUAAUAGACCAGAAUCCGAAAGAACGGAAUGCUUUACUAAAUAUGGAUGUGUUGAAACAUCAAGAUCUGUUUUUGUAUGCCAUCCAAAAGUAUUGCAACAAGUCAUCGAUGCCUAUGUAGCCGAGUAUUCUAACAAAGGGAAAUUUUAA
Leptosia nina is the source of this 1053-nucleotide messenger RNA. The record is from the annotation of a GenBank genome assembly. NCBI's taxonomy places the organism in Eukaryota, Metazoa, Arthropoda, Insecta, Lepidoptera, Pieridae.